Lactuca saligna is the source of this 2049-nucleotide messenger RNA. The record is from the annotation of a GenBank genome assembly. NCBI's taxonomy places the organism in Eukaryota, Viridiplantae, Streptophyta, Magnoliopsida, Asterales, Asteraceae.
AUGAAGUCAACUGUUAGCGAACUCAUUCGCCGGAAAAGAUUAUUGAAGCAUGUUUUGCUAGGACUAAUUGCAGUGCUCGGAUUGAUUUGUUUGUACAAUGGUUCGACAUUUGCUCCUGGAACGGAAGAAGUUAUUAGUUUGGACGAAGGUACGGAUCCGAUCACCGGAAGUUUUCGACCUAAACGUGAUUAUUUCGAUGAAUUGUUUGAAGAUCAAGAACUAAACCCCGAGGUUCCCAAAAGCUUACCUGUUUGUGAUACUCGACACUCGGAGUUGAUACCUUGUUUGGAUAGACAUCUUAUCUACCAAUUGAAGUUGAAGCUUAAUUUGACUCUAAUGGAGCAUUAUGAACGACAUUGUCCGCCUGCAGAACGACGAUACAAUUGUCUAAUUCCGCCUCCAUCUGGAUACAAGAUCCCAAUCAGGUGGCCGGAAAGUAGAGAUGAGGUUUGGAAGGCAAACAUACCCCAUACACAUCUUGCGCAGGAGAAAUCCGAUCAAAAUUGGAUGAUAGUGAUGGGAGAAAAAAUCAGGUUUCCUGGCGGAGGAACUCAUUUUCAUUCUGGUGCUGAUAAGUACAUAGCUUCCAUUGCAUCUAUGCUCAAGUUUCCUGGUGACAAGCUCAAUAAUGGAGGAAACAUCCGAACUGUUCUUGAUGUGGGAUGUGGGGUAGCAAGUUUUGGAGCUUAUCUUUUACCCCUAGGAAUCAUAGCCAUGUCUUUAGCACCAAAUGAUGUACAUCAAAAUCAAAUCCAAUUUGCACUUGAACGUGGGAUUCCAUCAACAUUAGGAGUCUUGGGUACCAAAAGACUUCCAUACCCAAGUAGAUCAUUUGAAAUGGCUCAUUGUUCACGUUGUAGGAUUGAUUGGCUUCAAAGAGAUGGAAUUCUACUCCUGGAAUUGGACAGAUUACUUAGACCAGGAGGCUAUUUUGUGUACUCUUCACCUGAAGCAUACGCACAUGAUCCUGAAAAUAGAAGGAUUUGGAAUUCUAUGCAUGAUCUAUUAAGAAGAAUGUGUUGGAGAGUUGUUUCAAGAAGAGAUCAAACUGUUAUUUGGGCCAAAUCUUUAAGUAAUAGCUGUUACCUUAAAAGACCAUUAGGAACCAAUCCUCCUCUAUGCAGCUCGGAUAAUGAUCCAGAUAUGAGUUGGAAUGUGCAUAUGAAGGCAUGCAUCACCCAAUACUCUACAAAGAUGCAUAAAGGAAAAGGGAGUGGGCUUGAACCAUGGCCAAGUAGGCUUAUGGGCCCACCACCUCGCCUUGAUGAAAUUGGUGUUAGUGUUGAUCAGUUUCAAGAAGACAGUGAUACAUGGCAUCAUAGAGUGAUGGAGUAUUGGAAGCAGAUGAGAUCUGUGAUACAGAAAAAUUCCAUUAGAAAUGUGAUGGAUAUGAACUCAAAUCUUGGUGGAUUUGCUGCUGCUCUUAAGGAGAAAGAUGUUUGGGUGAUGAAUGUUGCUCCUGUAAAUAUGUCUUCAAGGUUGAAAAUUGUUUAUGACAGAGGAUUAAUUGGAACAGUUCAUGAUUGGUGUGAAUCUUUUUCAACAUAUCCAAGAACUUAUGACCUACUUCAUGCAUGGAGAGUUUUUUCAGAAAUUCAAGAUCGAGGUUGUAGUGUUGAAGAUUUAUUAAUUGAAAUGGAUCGAAUGUUAAGGCCAGAAGGGUUUGUGAUCAUAAGAGACAAAUCAUCUAUAGUUGACCAUAUAAGAAAGUUCUUGACAGCUUUAAAAUGGGAUGGAUAUUCAUUAGAGGUUGAACCAAAAAUAGAUCCUCUUUCUUUAAACGAUGAGCGCGUUGUAAUUGCCAGAAAACAACUAUGGGGAGAUGAUGAUGAUGAAAUUUUAUAAAAAUGGAUUUCUUUUAAGAAUGUUUAAAUUGAAUUUAGGGAGAUGAUGUGAUUGGAUAUAUGUUGAAAAUUUUGGUUGUAAAUCAUUGGGAUUUGAGUAAAGAAGGAAUUAGAUAAAAAAAAAUUUAAGUAACUAGUUUUUUAGUUUAAUUUUUCUUAAUGUAUCUCAACAUUUUUCUUAUCUAUGGAAAUCUUGUUUAGUGUA